ACGACACCUGGCGGGAGUUGAGCCUAAAGCCCGAUUUGCAGGAAACGAGUCGUCAAAAGGCAUUGGAGACGGCGGACAUAAUCAUACCGGGCCAUGGGCCACCCUUUCGGGUUCUGAACCACAACUCAACCAAUUGACAGAAGAACCACAUGUGUACGGGAGCGUGUUCCAAAGUGGUGGCGGUGCCACUCUACGUCCUGGCGUUGCUGUCCAUCAUCUGCAACAUCGUGCUCUUCUUCCCGGACCUGGAUACCAGCUACGCCGCUGAGGAUCGGGAAGGAAAACCUCGCAUCACCGAGGAGGUGAAAUACAUGGGAGGGGUGAUCGGAGGAGGGAUAAUGGUCCUGGUUCCCGCCAUCCACAUCCACUUGACCAGUGCCGGCAAAUGCUGCGCCAACCGUUGCGGGAUGUUCCUGUCCAUCGGCUUCGCCGCCAUGGGCGUGGUGGGCGCCAUCUACAGCCUUAGCGCGGCCGCCCUGGGUCUAGCUAACGGACCGCUUUGCUUUUGGAGUAAUUCGGAAAAUCCCACUCCGCAAUGGGGUGUCCCCUUCGCAAACAGUAGCGGGAGCUACCUCUCAGAUAAGAACAUGUGGAAAUGGUGUCAACGCCCUGAAGACGUAGUGGAAUUCAACCUGGGCCUCUUCUCCACCUUACUGGUUGCGGCGAGCAUUGAACUGGUCCUCUGUCUAAUUCAAAUGAUCAACGGACUUUUCGGCUGCAUCUGCGGCACCUGUUCUGGAAAAGAGUAAGCGAGGCGAGGCCGACGCUGGGAAAUGAUGCCUUCUUGGCGAUUGACUUGACCAGCAGAGGCUUCAUGUUUCCUACUGAAAAUACUUACCGUAUUCUUUACAUACAUAGGCGGAGAUUGAAGGGAGGUGGGCGAAAAAUGUCAUUGCAUGUAAUUGACUUUCCUAUAAAUGAAUUUAAAGGCGAAGCUUAUUAUUUAUUACAUUUUUGACUGAAGGCUUAAUCUUCGAGUUAGCGGGGAUUAAUUAGUCAAUUUCAACAAAUUCUGUGCCGUUUGUGAGUUAUUUGUUAGUUUCAGGGCUCUGGAGUGGCUAAGCUAGCCCAUACCAAUAAAACACAACAUAUGGAAGCUUGAGACUCACCUACGUUUUCAGGAUAAAGUUAUUAAAACUUACCACUACAUGUUAGUAAUUGUUGUAUAAACAGCAACAUUUGUAAUCCAGCAGCUCUGCAGGGAACAGGGUAGCUACCCUCUUACACAUGAUUGCACACAUUGAUCACAUGAUUUUUCAAAGGGUGCCAAUACUUUCGCCCAGCCCAUUUUUGAAGUUUUGUGUAAAAUAUUAAUGAUUUAAUUUUUUUAUUGCAAGCAAAAUAAAUGA
This is a messenger RNA of Corythoichthys intestinalis (scribbled pipefish), 1349 nucleotides long. RefSeq names its product transmembrane 4 L six family member 21b (gene tm4sf21b). NCBI's taxonomy places the organism in Eukaryota, Metazoa, Chordata, Actinopteri, Syngnathiformes, Syngnathidae. The record is from RefSeq and is a predicted model, not a curated record. The coding region runs from base 150 to 749 and encodes 199 amino acids. The transcript has 6 exons. Gene Ontology annotation, cellular component: membrane.